Molecule: messenger RNA, 1066 nt
Organism: Punica granatum (pomegranate)
Lineage: Eukaryota; Viridiplantae; Streptophyta; Magnoliopsida; Myrtales; Lythraceae
Source: RefSeq, a predicted model, not a curated record
AACAUUUCUUUUAAUCCCCCAGCCGCGACACAGCCGGCCCCUCUGCUCCUCACUGUGCGGCCUGUCAAGCAGGUCGGGCCAGUAGCAGAUUUCCACCGAAGGUGAUCGUCGGGGGACCGCUCUAAUGGCGACUGAGUCGUCGGAGGGAGAGGAAGAAGGGAAGCUGACAGGUGGCAGUCCCGUGCUCUCGGUGGAUGAGGACCUGAGGGAGAUGGGGAAUAAAGCGGCGUGGAGUGUGAGCUCCUGCAAGUCCGGCAACGGCGUCUCUUCUCUUCGUGACGACAACCUCGAGACCUAUUGGCAAUCCGACGGUGCUCAACCACAUUUGGUGAAUGUUCAGUUUCAGAAGAAAGUGAAGCUCCAACUGGUUGUCCUGUACGUGGAUUAUAAGCUCGACGAGAGCUAUACGCCGAGUAAGGUCUCCAUUCGAGCUGGAGAUGGCUUCCACAAUUUGAAGGAGAUAAGGAGCGUGGAACUGGUAAAGCCAACUGGAUGGGUUUAUAUAUCCCUUUCAGGAAAUGAUCCUCGGGAAACCUUUGUGAACACUUUUAUGUUGCAAAUAGCUGUCCUUUCAAAUCAUCUAAAUGGAAGAGAUACCCACGUGCGCCAGAUCAAAGUUUACGGCCCUAGACCAUCUUCCUACAGGAAUCCAAUACCCCACCAGCGAUUUCAAUUCACCUCAACAGAACUCAAUACGUAUGCUUUUGUGAGAUAACUUAAGUGUAACCCUGCUGAACCUCCAAGGGUUGGUGAAGAUGGGUGGGACGUGCGUGUGCUUCACGGGAAGUGUGGGUCUUAGUCUCAAAAUUCGCCACUAAAGUUAUGUGUGAGCCAAAAUGGUACCCAAGUAAGUUCGCAGUAUGUCGUGAACAUAUUUCUCCAAUUCUGAGAAGUUUCGAAGUUUCGAAGUUUCUGCUUGUCCUCGUGUUUUAACUGUUCUGCUUGUGUAAGUGGAAGUUAUAUAUGUGUGUGUGCUUGUAGAAUCUUGGACGGUUCAACAUCUGAUUUUAUACAUUGGAAAAUUUUAACCUGCUAAAUUAUAUAAAAUAACAGAUUUUGCUGUUUA